GCACUCCUCCGGCCAGCAGCACCGGCACUCUGCAGAUCCUCCUGCUGGAUGUGAAUGAUAACGCUCCUCAGGUUUUCCCUCCAGAGGCCGAGAUGUGUGAGAAUUCAGAGAACAGCAUCAACAUCACAGCGCUGGACGCAGACACAGACCCCAACGCCGGACCCUUCGCCUUUCAGCUGCCUUUAGAGCCUGCAGACAUCAGGAGGAACUGGACCAUCACACGACUCAGUGGUGAUUAUGCACAGAUUGCUCUAAACUUGGACUUUCUGGAGCGAGGCCUGUAUGAGAUCCCCAUCCUGAUCUCUGACUCGGGUGCGACGCCGCUGUCCAACACGUCUGUGCUGCGAGUGAAAGUGUGUCGCUGCGAUGUGGACGGAGAAUGCACAGAAACACACAGCAGCAUCAGCACCGGCCUGAGCACCGCACUCAUCAUCACACUGCUGCUGUGUGUUAUCAGCCUGCUGCUGCUGCUGCUGCUGUUCGUGGUGUGGUUGAAGCGCAGAGAUGACGAGCGGCAGGUGAAGCAGCUCCUGAUCGACCCAGAAGACGACAUUCGAGACAACAUCCUGAAAUACGACGAGGAGGGCGGAGGAGAGGAGGACCAGGACUAUGAUUUGAGCCAGCUGCAGCAGCCGGAUAUGGAGCCGGAAGGGGGUGUGUGUGUGAGCGUUCGCCGGCGGGACGAGAGACCUGAAGCUCAUCAGCGGCUCCGACACACACCGCAGCCGACAGACAUCGGAGACUUCAUCACUGAGGGUCUGCGGGCUGCUGAUAAGGACCCCACAGCUCCACCUUAUGACUCCUUGUUAGUGUUUGACUAUGAAGGGAACGGGUCGGCCGCGGGCUCCAUCAGCUCCAUCAACUCCUCCAACACAGACGGGGACCAGGAUUACGAUUAUCUGAGCGACUGGGGUCCGCGGUUCCGGAAACUAGCAGACAUGUACAGCAGUGGAGACGAGUGAAGACCAGCGGAGAAACCGCACCGCUUUCAGAACACAGCCGCAGCGUCCCAGAGCUCAACGCUAACAGCUAGCUAAAGGCUGAAGAUAACGCUCCUGCAGAAGAGCUCUGGGCCGGGUCGAGCGUACGACACACGCUCCGUUACUCUUCUCUCCACCGCACAGGGAGCUGAUGUGCCUUCGUGUUUGUGUUUGGGGUUUGAAUGCUUUAUGUUCAAGGCUUUAAGCAGGCGUGAUGCUCUCUGGUGCAGAUGAUCACGCUUUUAUUUUUGCUAAAUGUUUCUUAAAGAAGUAAUUUAAUUUCCCUUUCCCAAAAUAAAGAUUUGCUGGAUGUGACAGACUGUAGGACACUACACAGAUCACUAUAUUUGUAGAAUAUUUUCUGCAGCUCAUUAACAGAUGCAGAGUUUUGCAUAAUAAAAAUAUUAACUGGAA
This is a messenger RNA of Danio rerio (zebrafish), 1394 nucleotides long. The record is from RefSeq and is a predicted model, not a curated record. NCBI's taxonomy places the organism in Eukaryota, Metazoa, Chordata, Actinopteri, Cypriniformes, Danionidae.